Branchiostoma floridae (Florida lancelet) is the source of this 4669-nucleotide messenger RNA. Its product is annotated as neuronal acetylcholine receptor subunit alpha-10-like. Lineage: Eukaryota; Metazoa; Chordata; Leptocardii; Amphioxiformes; Branchiostomatidae. The coding region runs from base 52 to 1431 and encodes 459 amino acids. The record is from RefSeq and is a predicted model, not a curated record. The transcript is spliced from 9 exons. Gene Ontology annotation, cellular component: synapse; postsynaptic membrane; neuron projection. Gene Ontology annotation, biological process: regulation of membrane potential; signal transduction; chemical synaptic transmission. Gene Ontology annotation, molecular function: transmembrane signaling receptor activity; acetylcholine-gated monoatomic cation-selective channel activity.
CUUGCCACUUCUUUGACAUUUUGUCAUUGACAGUGUCUGAGGCGUGCCGGAAUGGAGGCUCGUACCAGAUUAUUUGUUGGCACAAUCCUCGUGUCUGUCUACUGUUUACGAGGAGUGGCUGGCCAAUACGCGGCUUUACCACUGAGGAAGAAACUUCUGGAGAAUUAUGACCGCCGUGUCCGGCCUGUCCUGGACCAGAGCACGACGGUCAGGCUGGACGUGGACGUGGCGCUGAGGCAAGUCGUGGAUCUGAACGAAUUACAGGAAGUCUUCACAACGCUGAUGUGGCUACGAUUAUACUGGACAGAUGAAUUACUGCAAUGGAACACCUCACAAUAUGACGGCCUUACCACGACGACAUUCCAUUCUUCAGAAGUUUGGAGGCCGGAUAUCUUCCUCAUCAACAAUAUCGGACAGGGAUCAGGAAACCUGCUGCCAGUCACCGACGUCAGCGUGUCCAGUGAAGGGCGUGUCGCCUGGCGACAACCUAGCCUGUUCAGCAGCUCCUGCAAAGUGGACGUCAGUCAGUUUCCUUAUGAUGAACAGACCUGCAUUUUAGAAUUUUCUUCCUGGCUCUAUGGCGGCAAUGACUUAGAUCUCUUCAACAUCUCGGCCACCAUGGAUCUGACAGCAUUCCAACAGAACGACCAGUUUGAAGUGACACAUACUAAAGUAGAGAGAAAGGUGACGUUCUAUGCCUGCUGCCCAGGCCCGUGGCCCAGUAUCGAGCUGCACAUCCAUCUGAAGCGACGCCGCCUGUUCUACAUCGUGAACAUGGUGGUUCCGUGUUUGGACCUGUUGAUGCUUAAUCUGGCGGCCUUCUACAUCCCACCUGACAGCGGUGAGAGGCUGGGUUUUACCAUCACGGUCCUCCUGUCGCUGGUGGUGUUUCAGCAACUCCUGACUACACAGCUCCCCGCAACUUCCACGUCCACACCUAUGCUCGGUAAGUUCUUUACCGCCACCAUUGUCCUGGUCACCAUCUCGCUGCUCAUCACCAUCCUGGUCCUCCGGUUGUCCCAUCCCAGCCACCCAUCCCGACCGCUUCCCCGCUGGCUCCGCAGGCUCGUACUCCACUACAUGGCAUCUUUCUUCUGUAUGUGCAACAUUGCCAAUGACAUUCACGCUAAAAAGCGGUCAACCCCCAAAACACCACAGGACGGCAACAACGACUGGUCAGAUGACGACACAGGUAUGAAUGACAUUGUUCUUGGCAGCCGACAUCAGAUUACCAUAGACGACCAAAAGCAUCGAUCAACACUUAAAACGAUCUCAUCAAAAGUGGAGAAUAUCUCUGACUAUCUGCAGGGAAAGGAGAAUGAUGAUGAGGAAGAAAGCGAAUGGAAGAUGGCGGCCCUCGUACUGGACAGAGCUGCAAUGUUAGCGACCGCCAUUGCCUCUGUGGUCAUCAGUCUAGUGUUUCUUUUGUAGAACAAACCACUUGGUUCUUUCGGAUUGACGUAGAACUACCCAGGAGGGGUGGUAGGCAGCCUUAUGAAUGGCUUUAAGGCUAGAUCUUGUUACCAUUCAUAAAUCUAUUCCCCCCUCCUGUAACACUAUACAUAAACUGCUGGUACAGACUUUGUGUAGAAAGUUUUUAUAGCAGUGGCAUAAUUUCACUUUGGGAAUAUUGCAAAUGUAAAUGUUAACAAGAGGUCACAAAACACAUAAACAAUAUCACCCCAAAGACCCUGCAGACGUAAAGGUCUUUAUCACCUGCCUUUAAAGACCAUAAAGGGACAUCUUACUCUCCUACUGUGUGCCUCUGUGUAGAUAUUACCUUUGCCAACUGUUCGCACAAUACGUGUGUGUGUGUUGGGGAGGGGGGCUGGGGCAAGGAGAGGUGUUGAGCUAGAUGUAGUUGAAUAAUGGAUCAUCAGGUUUGGAACACUUUUCUUGUUCAAUGUACCGUUUCUUGUAAUAUGCAACAUUGCAGAAUGCAAAUGGGAAAACAGUGUUCCUACUACAUUUUAAAUAUAGCAAUAUCAUACAACAGUGCUUUUCAGUAAAAUGUAUUCCUUAUUCACAGUAAAGACUAAUUGCACAAAAUGGGUUGUCAAAUCUACUGGAACAUUUUUAUUAGAAUAGCAUGGAAAAGUGACAAAGGGAUGGACUUCCUAAGAUGUCUGUCCUGGCUGGUUAUAAAAGAAUGGUAUCUGUGUGAUGAUCAAACUAGAAAAAUGACAGUGAACUCUUUACAAAUGUAUGCCUUUUGUAAGUUGCUGAUGUAAUUGGGUACUUUAAAGGGAUUGACAUUUGGGAAUGCUUCACAACAUUUCUCCUUCUUAAUAAUAAUGGCUAAAGCUGCACAUAAGGUUAUAAUACUGUAGUAUUUCCAUCUCCACUUGACAUCUAAAAGUUUUGCAACAAUGCUACAAUUGGAAUGUACAUGAAGUGAGGGAUAUAGAAGGAUAUAAUUCCAAAACAUCGUACAUCGUCCUUCUGACUCAACUUGAUCAGAAGUGUCAUCUUUCUGUACAUCAGGUUUCGAUAUUACCUUAUCAGUAAAUACUACACACAAGUGGAAUCAAAUUUCUCAUAAAUGUAGGCUCCACUGUGAGGUGAAGAGCACCAAUAUCAUGGCUUACUGUAAUUCUAUAAAUAGGCAUUACUACUACUGUAUGAUCAAUCAACACAGUUCCUCCAUUUUGACUCAAGAUCUGUCAACAUCCAAUAUGCCCCAAUUAACACCAACUUUAGAAUACUUGUAAUGGUAAUCAUGUCGCUAUUAUAUUGUACAAUAUACAAUCUGGCAUCUAUAUACUUUCACAGGCUAACAUACAUGUGAACAAUCAAGUACAUUUUUCGGCGCAAUGGCAAGACAAGUAGUGAUAUAUGUGUAUAUAGAUAGGUAUAUAUAUAUAAUAAAUGUAUAAUAUAUACAUACAAACAUUUUGCUACAGCGAAUGCCAGAGUAGAAAUUACGUAUAUAAAGUUUGUUUCAGAAUACAAAUUUCGUGAUAUCUAAAAUGCAGCUAAUGUUGGCUUUACGCUGUCGUACACACACACACACACAUAUAUAAUUAUAUAUAUAUAUUAGAUGUUGCUGGACAGACAGUUCCAUCACAAAAUCAUCACAGCUCAAUAUCCCUUCAAAGACAGACUCAUAAAUGCACAACCUUUAGUUUGAUUGCUGCUCACUAAGACUAAGAACUACAUCUGUCAAAUCUCCUGGCAUUGUUAAGGGGUUUGUACAGAUGAUCUAUGCAUCAAGAUAUCUAUAAUGUACAUAGGCAACUCACAAGUGAUUUUUGGGAGACAACAAAAAUCACAAAACACCAAGUCACAUCUGCAAGACAAACCAACACACGCAUACUGUCUGCUCAAAACUGUAAACAAGACUAUCUUUCCAACUGAGUCCUUUUCCAGGAGAAAAUCCUUGCUACUACAUGUAUGCAAGGAAUGUUCUGCAUGGUUUUCUUAGGUGGAGACUUUGAAAGCAUCAAAGGGUAGUAGAUAGGAAAUGUUAUCUACUGUUAAAGUGAGGCAUACUGUGCUUUAUACAGUAGUCUGCUAUGAGGUUGAGUCAGAAAGCAAUACCAUAAGAGUCAUAGUUUCAUUUUUGUAUGAAAUGAUUUAAGUUUGUCAGAACCAAACAACAGUGCAAGAAAGGUUCAUGUAGCAGUUAACAGUUAUUUCCUUGACCUACUUAUAUCUAUUGUAGGAUACUGAAACUGUACAAGUAUGAAAAUGUACUUUUCUGUAAGUGUAAGCCACAUCCAAUCAGUUUUGUUAUUUUUCGUUGCCAGAGUGGAGGUCUAAACUGAAUUCAGAGUGGCCAUCUGUGUCCUGAGUAUGUGUUAUGAUGAUGGUCUGUGAAGAAAUCAACUCAAUCUCUCAUGAAAAUAUGAACAAAUUAAAAGUAUUUCAGUUCUACUAAUUUUGUACCAAAAUGAACCUACUAUGAGACCAAUGGCAUUACUUUCUGACUCUUCCCCGUACAUCAUAAAUUUGAUUCUUAAAGGAUGCUGCUCAUUGAGAAACAUCAGAUUUUUACUUGUGUCUCAUUUGACCUCUACUUCUAUCUUCACUGAAGCUACAUAUUAGCUGCACUAUACACUCAAAGAGAACAACCUUCAAUAUCACCAUAUCACUUACUGUUGGUCUGGUCAUGCUAUAAAACCAGUUACUGCACUUUGGAAUGUAAUGAAGUAUGCAUUGUACAAACAUAUCAUAUUAAAAAAUAAUAAAUAAAUUGGAAUCGUCAAAUUGGUAGAGCAUAUGUUACUGCCAGGGGACUGAUUUGUACUCUGGCUUAAAAUAACAUAAGAUGGUAGAUGGAACCAAUAUCAAUGUCGUCUCAGGGUUUAAGAUCAGGCAUCACCUACUUGAUUGGUACAUUCUCUGGGACCCCAAAUCUGAUGAGAAAAAUGGGAAAUUUGUCUGACUGCAUUGCAAUGUGACAGUUUCAAAUAUUUGUGCUCAUUCCCAGAUACGUUUAUGACAAUCACACAUUUUUGUCUCAUUUGGCAGUAAAUUUGACAAGGGGCUUAUAGCCUCUUAAUUUACAGCUACUAAAUAAUGGAAUUAAUAAGUGUUACUUUUCACUGCUCUUAAGUUGUACAACAAAAUACAUGUCAGAAUCCAUGCUGUAAGGCCUCAAGAACAGCAAACUACAGGAACAAAUACAGCCAAAGGCAAUUCAAUUCAGUGUCCUGAUAGCAAAGAU